GGUAAUCACUUAUUAAUUUCAGACUUAAAACGAUGUUUAAUACAUAUUUAUUUUGAAUUUUUUGAUUUCAAUCAAAAUUCCAAAGUUCAUUUAUCUUCUUCCCUUCAAUACGUAUCUUCUCCUCAUCAACACGUAAUUCAUGCCAAGUCCUUGAACCGCCAAUUACGCAAACGUUAUAAAAUCGAAAGCAUGCAGAUGAAGACUAUAAAUGGGAUAAGACUCUCCCCCAAAGACAAGAAGUUAGAAAUGUUUACUUCACUUUGUUUCAUCUCUCUUUUCCUCUUUGUCUUGUCUCCUUCUGCAUCUUCUACCUUGUUGUUCCAGGGUUUCAACUGGGAAUCAUGCAACAAGGCAGGUGGAUGGUACAACUUUCUCCAGAACUCCGUUUCUGAUAUUGCUAAAGCUGGUGUUACUCAUGUUUGGCUCCCACCACCCUCCCAGUCCGCUGCCUGCGAAGGAUACUUGCCAGGAAGGCUAUAUGAUCUUGAUGCAUCAAAGUAUGGAUCUCAGGCUGAAUUGAAGUCCUUGGUUGAUGCUUUCCAUCAAAAGGGAAUCAAGUGUGUUGCUGACAUAGUAAUAAACCAUAGAACAGCAGAGAGGAAAGAUGACAGGGGUAUAUAUUGCAUUUUUGAAGGUGGAACUCCGGAUGACCGUCUAGACUGGGGACCAUCCUUCAUUUGCAAAGAUGAUACUGCCUAUUCUGAUGGCACUGGGAAUCUUGACACCGGACUAGGCUACGACGCUGCCCCUGACAUUGAUCAUCUAAAUCCAAGGGUACAGAAAGAAUUAUCAGAUUGGUUGAAUUGGUUAAAGACUGAAAUUGGAUUUGAUGGAUGGCGUUUCGAUUUUGUAAGAGGCUAUGCCCCAAGCAUUACCAAAAUCUAUAUGGAUCAAACUUCACCAGAUUUUGCAGUUGGGGAGAAAUGGGAACCGUUAUCUCCUGGACAAGAAGAUUCACAUCGUGCUGCACUAAAAGAUUGGGUUGAAGCUGCUGGAGGGGUUGUUACAGCAUUUGAUUUCACUACAAAAGGUGUUCUUAAUGCCGCUGUGCAAGGGGAGUUGUGGAGGUUGAAGGACUCCAGUGGGAAACCUCCUGGAAUGAUUGGACUUUUACCUCAAAAUGCUGUUACUUUCAUAGACAAUCAUGACACUGGAUCCACCCAAAAUCUUUGGCCAUUCCCAUCUGAUAAAGUAAUGCAGGGAUAUACUUAUAUUCUCACCCAUCCUGGCAUCCCCUCCAUAUUUUAUGAUCACUUCUUUGAUUUCGGUUUGAAGGAUGAGAUUAAUAAACUGGUGGCAAUCAGGAACAGGCAUGGGAUUAAUACCGCAAGCACAGUUAAUAUUCUGGCUUCUGAUUCCGACCUUUAUAUGGCUUCUAUCGAUGAUAAAAUCAUAAUGAAGAUUGGGCCAAAGCUGGAUCUUGGAAACCUUGUUCCGUCCAACUACCAGCUUGCUACCUCAGGGAACAACUAUGCCGUGUGGGAGAAGCAGUGACAACUUGAAAUAAAAAAGACUCAAAUUGGUCAUUUGGAAUUGUCAUUUACGUGAUGUUCUAAAGAGUGGUCAUCGUUGUAUCUUUUGGAACUAAUUUGAUAAGCCCUGUUUGCUUUUUGUUUAAAAGGCUGAGCAAAAUUCUGCUUACUUUUUGGCAAAAUACUUCAAUUUCUAAAUAAAGAAAAAUCUAUUAAUGUUGGUCUAA
Molecule: messenger RNA, 1699 nt
Organism: Durio zibethinus
Lineage: Eukaryota; Viridiplantae; Streptophyta; Magnoliopsida; Malvales; Malvaceae
Product: alpha-amylase-like
Biological process (GO): carbohydrate metabolic process
Molecular function (GO): calcium ion binding; alpha-amylase activity
Source: RefSeq, a predicted model, not a curated record